AUGCCGCGCCCACCGCUGACUGCCGAACAGAAGAGGAUCAGGACCAUUAUGAUCUCGUUUCCCAUCCUGGUGGCCACGUCCGUGGUCCUCUUCAAGCGCCUCUACCUCGGCGAGGAGCAGAGGAAGCUGCCUUCGCACGGAAAGAUCGCUCCUCCGCCCGCCUAA
Molecule: messenger RNA, 165 nt
Organism: Pseudozyma flocculosa PF-1
Lineage: Eukaryota; Fungi; Basidiomycota; Ustilaginomycetes; Ustilaginales; Ustilaginaceae
Exons: 3
Coding region: 1-165 (54 amino acids)
Source: RefSeq, a predicted model, not a curated record